Quercus lobata is the source of this 1064-nucleotide messenger RNA. RefSeq names its product dehydrogenase/reductase SDR family member 12-like. The record is from RefSeq and is a predicted model, not a curated record. The coding region runs from base 1 to 723 and encodes 240 amino acids. Lineage: Eukaryota; Viridiplantae; Streptophyta; Magnoliopsida; Fagales; Fagaceae. The transcript is spliced from 7 exons.
AUGGGGGAGGAGCCCCCUACUGAUGAUCCAGCUGAGGAAACCGGAUUGCAGGUCUGUGAUCUUUCAUCUGUUAGUGAGAUCAAGUCAUUUGCAUCAAGAUUUUCUUCAAAGGAUGUGCCAAUUCAUAUAUUGGUAAACAAUGCUGGCUUGCUUGAGCAUAAACGAGUUACAACAUCAGAGGGGUUCGAGUUGAAUUUCUCUGUGAAUGUGUUAGGCACCUAUUCCAUAACAGAACUGAUGCUGCCACUAGUGGAGAAGGCUGCACCUGAUGCUCGUGUUAUCACAGUGUCCUCUGGUGGAAUGUACACAGCUCCUUUGACUACAGAUCUACAGUAUAGUGACAGCAACUUUAAUGGGGUGGAUCAGUAUGCUCGAAAUAAGCGAGUUCAGGUAGCACUGACAGAAAAAUGGGCUGAAAUGUACAAGAAUAAAGGGAUUGGAUUCUAUUCAAUGCACCCAGGCUGGGCUGAGACACCUGGGGUUGCUAAGAGUUUGCCUGGUCUUUCUGAAAGGCUUUCUGGAAAUCUUCGAACAAGUGAGGAAGGUGCAGACACAAUUAUUUGGUUGGCUCUACAACCAAAAGAGAAAUUGGUAUCAGGUGCAUUUUAUUUUGAUAGAGCUGAAGCGCCUAAACACCUUAUGUUUUCAGCUACUGGUGGUUCUCAUGUGGUAAUUGAUUCUGUUGUUGAUGGUCUCCGUUCCUUGUCUGCUCUCUCUUCUUAAAAUUGAAGAUUUGAUUUUGGAGAUAUUAAAUGUUAAGCUUCAGACUUGAGCUCCCCUUAUCCCUUUGCUUCUAUGUAAAGAUAGUUUUGUUGCUCUAGAUCAUGCUUGGGGUCGAUGAUCUCCUAAACACAAACACUUUUAUUAUCAGAGAAGGGAUUAGAGUUUGGCAGGUAAACACUCAAGUCAAUAUCUUAUAAUUAGAGAUUCUAAAGAAGAGAAAAGGAGGGAGUGGUGGUGAAGUUGUAGUCAUCUGAUUUUAUGAUUGGGUUCCUUCUGUUAAAACUUAAAAGUGGUGCUCCUUUGUUGGUCAAUACUCAAUAGAUUGAAGUAUUCUCUCUCCA